This is a messenger RNA of Nomia melanderi (Alkali bee), 1816 nucleotides long. Its product is annotated as aquaporin AQPAe.a. NCBI's taxonomy places the organism in Eukaryota, Metazoa, Arthropoda, Insecta, Hymenoptera, Halictidae. Gene Ontology annotation, cellular component: plasma membrane. Gene Ontology annotation, biological process: transmembrane transport. The record is from RefSeq and is a predicted model, not a curated record. Gene Ontology annotation, molecular function: channel activity.
AUCGGUGGUCACGGAGACGACGGCGGAUGAAAUUUCUUGUAAUUCCUCUUGAGGUUCGCGAUCGAGCACUGAUUCGACAGAAGUGUGUAGCGUAUCGCUGAUCGAUAAGGCAGUUCCUUUUUAAGGGAAUUGGAGGAACGCGAUAGCCGCUGAUUAGUAUUGUUAAAACAAUUCAAGUGCUGAUUACUACCGCGGCUAGAGCAAUAGUUACUGUUUAGUUUAAGCGAGAGGAUUGCUGGUCUACCAUGGCGGACGAAUCGACAACAUCAAGAUGGGUCCUGCAGAAAGGUACGACCACGAUGUUCAUCGCGGAAGUGGUGGGCACGGGAAUACUUUUGUUCAUUGGGUGCAUGGGCUCCAUCGGUUCCAUGGGGGCCGGGCCGCCACCUCAGUUGCAAUCCUCCAUUGCGUUUGGUAUGACGGUUAACGUUCUGAUCAUGAUGUUAGGCCACGUAAGUGGUGCACAUCUGAACCCAGCUGUCACGAUCGGGGCGGUGAUCGUUGGAAUUAAAACGAUUCCGACAGGAAUUCUGUAUGCUUUAGCCCAAUUCCUCGGCGCCACUCUGGGAUACGGCAUACUAAUGAUGAUAACUCCACCCGAGCUGUUCCACGCCGGAAACCCGAAUUCAACCAUCGGACUCUGCGUAACAGUUGUCCACGAAGGUGUCGGGACCGCUCAAGCAAUUUUAAUCGAAAUACUGUGCACCGCCGUCAUACUUUGCACGGCUUGCGCGACCUGGGACCCCAGAUGCUCGAACAUGGGAGACUCCAUGGCGCUCAAAUUCGGUUUCGCAGUCGUCGGAAUUUCCUGUGCAGCGAGUCCCUACACCGGCUGCAGCAUGAACCCAGCUCGCACGUUUGCCCCAGCGCUCUUCCACGGCUACUGGAAGAAUCAGUGGAUUUACUGGAUCGGACCGACCUUCGGCGCUCUGCUCGGCACGUACACUUAUCAACUCCUCUUCGCGCUGAAGAAGGAAGAGUACACCGAGGUUGUGCACGACAAGCAUGACUUCACCGAGAUGAAAACGAUCAACGUUUUGGAGCCGGUCGCGUUGGAGAGCGACGAGCAUCCGGACUCCUCCAGAAACGGAAUGCCAAAUCGGAGGCUGCAACUCGUUUAUAAGGUAGCUUCGUAAAGAGUCGCCAGGUACGGAACAUUCGCAUUCAUUUAUCGUCCGUCAGUAAUAGUCUUCCGCGAUGUACGAAAGGGUUCGCGGAACCUCCGGAGAUGUCGCUGCGCGACACAAAAUGGCGCGCGAUUCAUAUUCCUCCUCCAUUACGAUCAUCUCAUACUUUCUUGAAUCAUUUCGAGGGCCAGGCUGCUCGCACUUUCACUGCCGAUAUUCUAUUUAUGUUUACGAAAGUGAACUUUUAGGAUAAUUAUUUCGUUGCAUUAUUAUAUUGCAAAAUAAAUUGAAUGAUCCUCUUCGUAAUUUAUUGUCAUGUGUAUUUAGUAGGUAUACUACGAAGCUUUAUGUAAAAUCAUGUUUGAAAUAAUUUAUUUGUCAUCCUGUGAAUAUUAUGAAGUUCGAAAUAAAUCGAAAGUUUUAAAUCGUUUUUAUUGGCGAUCCUUUAUUACAGCUCGUGAUUGAGUUGGUAGAUUAUGUUGUAUUUAUGUUUGGAUCAGAAUGGCUAAACAAUAUUUCAGACACUGAAACGGUGCUAUUUAUAGCAACGAAAGGGAUACUAUUUUUCGUGACAACGCUUGUAACUCUGCGUUGGGAGUGUUAUUUAUAACAGUCAUGCGUCUCCCAAGGAUCAUUUUAUUUCGAAACCCUUUGUGUCCCAUGCUGAGGUUCUAUUUAAAUAUUACUCU